CACCCUCGCUUACACCUUUUCAAUUACGAAUUUCUUCCAUUAGUUUUGAAACGACCGCAGUCAAGACAGCUCCACAUGUCGCUACCAGUGGAGGUGUAAACUGUGCUGCGAUGGCUUGUGUUACUGGCACAACUCAGAGAGAGCAACAAAGAACAAUCACGCAAAGACUUCGCGCUACAAACUCUGCCAGUCACUUGACGUCUGCUGAAUUAGGAGUGGGAUCUACAGAUCGACCAAUUGCAACUGAAAAUGUUUUUCCAAUUGUCUCUUCCACGGCUUUCUUUCUGCCAGCAUCUUCAUCUACAAAGACAACUUGGACUGCCUCUCACACAAGUCUAACCAAACCAACAAUGCAGCCUCCAACAACUGAGCAGACUGUCUCUAUUACCACAGUAUCAGUGGCAACGGUACCUGCUACAACAGUACUUGCUCCUCGAGCUAUAAUGAUGUCAUCAACUAGUAGUGUUACUGCAACCUCUGCACCGGCUUCUACUUCGUCACAAAUACCAACGUCUGCUAUUGCUUCUGGAAUAACAGAGAAGGUCGCUACAUCUCCACAAGGUGACACUGCUGGAGAGGCAACAUGUUCUACUAGGCCAUGUCUAGUUGGCAAAACCAAACAGCAGCAGCAGCAGCAAGGAACUACCAGCCAUGCAGCUGCUGUUUCCAGGUCCACUCUUUCCUUUGCGUUUGCUGGGUCAACAUUUGUAACGGUCAUAGAGUCGACAAAUGCAGCUGGAGUAGGAUUUACAGAAUGGCCGAUAUCAACCGAACCUUCUCUUCCGUCAGAUCCUAAUGAAUGGAGUUCUCAAAAUGUUUUUGACUUUGUUAUGCGUCUGGAUGGUGGAAAGUACUCACAAUAUGCCCCUGAUCUGUCUCAUUAUGAUGGCCGUGAUCUUCUUGAGUUGACUCAAGAUCAGUUCAAAGACAUUGUUCCUGGUGAUGCGGGCACUGCCAUUCAUGAUGCCUUGAGAGCAAGAGAAAAUGAGGCUAAAUCUCAUGUGAUUGAGAGUGGAAGUGGCUUCAGUCUGGGUGUUGUUGUUGGAGUCGCAAUUGGAGGUGUUCUUUUAUUUGUAAUUGGAAUCAUUGUUACUUACAAGUUGGCCGUGGCCAGAAGAGGAAGUAAGUCAAAGAGAUUUGGAGGUGCAAUACCAAGUGAUUCAAUGACACAACAUAAUGGCGUUCGCAAUCUUCUCUACAGCAGUAUACAGAAAACAGACGAACAACUGCAAUUACAAUUGUAUGGUUACAGUACUCCUCAGCAGUCCGGAAAUUGUAUUCCAAGCGAGAAUGUCUGCAUACCAUCUCCCCCAGUCAUUUACGAGUCACUAGAUGACAUUCAAUAUGAAGUACCCAGGCUCGAUGACCCACAGUAUGAAGUUCCUAUCAGCUCACCAGAAGUUGAGCAUGCGUACAGUACGUUUGAAGGAGAACACCAAUAUCAUACACCCAUUGAGCACAACCUCAAUUAAUUAAACGACUGUUUCGUAAGGAGCAACGAGAUUAAAAGUUUAGUGUCAGAGCUGAAUGUAGAUUUAUCAGGCUUGCAGUCUUUAGUGUACGCGCGCUCAAAUAAAAUUAAUGGGUAAAGCUCAAUUGGUGAAGGGACUAUUUUAUAAACAAAGAGGAGAUGCUUGCUGUAGUCUGAUGCUACAGAUAGCAGGU
Messenger RNA from Corticium candelabrum, 1665 nucleotides. RefSeq lists its product as uncharacterized. Gene Ontology annotation, molecular function: sequence-specific DNA binding. The record is from RefSeq and is a predicted model, not a curated record. Lineage: Eukaryota; Metazoa; Porifera; Homoscleromorpha; Homosclerophorida; Plakinidae. The coding region runs from base 111 to 1472 and encodes 453 amino acids. The transcript is spliced from 5 exons.